AUGUCAGAGCGAUUACAUACCAAAUGCAGAAACACAGCUGAGCCAUAUUUGCAUAGCAAAAUAUACCGAGUGGAAGUUCCGGAUGAAAAAGUAAGGUGGAGCACUAGCUGGCAAAAUUACUCGGCUCCAGACUACACUUCUUCAACUUUGGUUGGUAAGCCAUAUGCCGACAAAGAAAUUGGAGUUGGAAGUUUCAAAUGGAAUCAAAUUGAUGGUCGUGUAGAUAGACGGUCCCAUCAAGGGCAAUAUGAGCUAAGUAAAGAUGGACGACCGCUGAACCCGAACGGGAGAACUGGUUUGAGAGGUCGAGGAGUAUUGGGAAAAUGGGGUCCAAAUCAUGCUGCUGAUUGCAUCGUUUCGAGAAUUCAUGAUGGGAGACUACAGUUUAUUGCCAUUGAACGGCGAGAUCGUCAUAUUUGGGCAGUACCAGGCGGGAUGAUUGAACCGGGAGAACUUGCAGCUGAAGCGGCGAAAAGAGAGUUUGCAGAAGAGGCUUUGUGGGAGACUGACCCUUCUAUCGUAGCACCUCUGUGGAAGAAGGGUAAGGAGUUGUAUAGAGGUUACGUUGAUGAUCCGCGUAACACCGAUAAUGCUUGGAUGGAAACUGUUGCUUUUAAUUUUCAUGACGAUGGGGGGAUUCUGGACAAGGUUCAGUUUAAGGCAGGUGAUGACGCAGUAAACGUUCGUUGGUUGGACGCAGCACCUCUGAAAGAAAUCUUAUACGCCUCACAUGCCGAUUUUAUUGAACUUUUAAAGGAAAACUGCCCCAAAGUUAUGAGCAGGCGCCCAGGACCUCCAUCUAUUGAUGGUCUUUUUUCUUUAAAGAUUGAUAACAUAUCCUAUCAGACGACUCCACAAGAUUUGAGGCGUUUAUUUGAGAAAUAUGGGGAGAUUGGAGACAUUCAUAUCCCGCGUGACAGGUACACGAAGCAGAGCAAAGGUUUUGGAUUCGUUAGGUAUUAUAGCCGUAGGGAUGCCGAAUAUGCGAUGGACAGGAUGGAUGGCCGCUGGUUAGAUGGUCGUGAAGUGCGAGUUGCAAUGGCACGGUAUGAAAGGCCUAUUGACGAAAGGAACGCUCGGAGCGGCGGAUAUCGCAGUCGGCGGUUGGUUUAA
This is a messenger RNA of Enterobius vermicularis (human pinworm), 1113 nucleotides long. NCBI's taxonomy places the organism in Eukaryota, Metazoa, Nematoda, Chromadorea, Rhabditida, Oxyuridae. The record is from the annotation of a GenBank genome assembly.